CCUCGCUGCACGCCGGUACAGAUGUUUGAGGCACUCUGGGAAAUAUCUGUGGCAAUGCAGCGGAGCAUAUUACCAGAUAUAUUCCCGAGGUCUUCCAGUAUUAGCAGGAAACGCUGGGGAAGCUGGUAAUCAGGUCACGUGACUGGCAAGAGCGCGUGAGAGAAGAAAGAUCGUUUACAGGCGAAAAGCAGUAAGCAGCUACAGAAAGGAUUGAAUAUAUUCGCAGACACACCAAACUGACAUUCCUUGUGCUCUUGGUUUACGAUUGCCUGUGGAGUUCGGUGCAUUUUAUAAAUAAUAAUAUAUAGAAGAAUGUUAUUUUUUUUCCUUUACAAAAAUUUCGAUUCUAAAUGAGGCUGUGAUGUAUCGUUUGUGAUUUCGUAGAUGUAAGGAGCGACAACGCCCGGGUUUUUAAAGACAGUAUCAAGAAGACGUUGAUAUACUGACCUCGAAACAGACUAGUGCUAAAAGACUGGGGGAUGUUCCGGGUUUUGUGAUAGAUACAAAUUUCGCUGUGUAUGGUGAUGUGUUCCGCGUCUGACUAAAGUGGAAACGGUUGAAUUGGAUUUUGACUAAAGUUUGUUACACAAUCUCGUGUACGUCUAACUGCACCUGGAAUCGUUGAAUCCGUUUUAACGUAAUUCACAUUUCGAUUUCGUUGUGGUUUGUGUUGCAAACUGUUUUGAUCUAAUAUUUGUCGCUGAUACAAAUUUAACAAAACAAAAAUUGUUGUGCUAGAAAUUUUAUUUGUCUAGUACUAAACUCAUACGUUCGUAGACACCAAUUAAAACAGAAAAAAGGGGGGAAAACCAUCCAUUACUUAAAAUUGUUCUUUGAAUUUGUUGCAUGCUGUUAUUGCUUAAUUCGUACAUCUCAGUGACGAAGGAAGGGAAAAAACCGAAAAAAAACCAGCAAUCCUCUUUAACGUCAAUUCGUAGAUUUAUCUUUUGCUGUUGAAGAAAAAAGGGGAGAUACUUUAGGACUCCAUGGAAUAAUAGUUCUUUGGCUCUCCUAUAAUUGACGUCUGUUUCCGACGUCUAUCGGUUUGACGUCUAUCGUUGUUUAACGUCUGCUAGUGUUUGACGUCUGCUAGUGUUUGUCGUCUGCUAAAGUUUGUCGUCUGCUAGUGUUUGUCGUCUGCUUAUUUCAUCUGUCGUCUGCCGCUGCUUGGACAACACACUCAAGAACUCAAGAUGAUGACGAGUUGCUGUGCGAUAUUUGGACUCGUGUUUUUGGUGAUCACCAACUUGGCGAUCAUCAUCGCGUUCGCCACGCCCUACUGGCUCGAACUGAGGUCGCCGUACAGCUUCACUGGAGGAGAAAACCGCGGGCUGUGGGCAUACUGCAGCGACGAGGCGUGCACGUGGGUGUUCCAAGACCACUCUAUCUGGAGACAGCGAGAGAGCGGUUGGUGGAUCGCCACCCAGGCUCUGAUGUCCGUUGGACUCGCUCUGGGACUGAUGUCGCUGCUGUUCGCCACGCUGGCGCUGUGCUGUGAAUGUAGGGGAUGUAACUGCAGUCACGCCAUUGCCGGCUUGCUCAUGAUCGCCUUCCUUGUUCUGGGAACGAGCGUCGUGGUGUUUGGAAUCAACGCACACAGCGACUCGUCGUUCAAAGCGGAGAUUAACUGGACUAAGCAUGCUCGGGCUCGCUUUAGCUGGUCGUUUUGGCUUGGGGUCGGCUCGUCCGGUCUCGCCUUUCUCACGUCACUCAUCUACGCCUGUGAAGGGAGGCAAUCCAGACGUCACUAAAUAAAAAUGGAUGAUCACCUGAAA
Molecule: messenger RNA, 1775 nt
Organism: Gigantopelta aegis
Lineage: Eukaryota; Metazoa; Mollusca; Gastropoda; Neomphalida; Peltospiridae
Exons: 3
Coding region: 1194-1751 (185 amino acids)
Cellular component (GO): membrane
Source: RefSeq, a predicted model, not a curated record